This is a messenger RNA of Trypanosoma theileri, 1371 nucleotides long. Its product is annotated as trans-sialidase. Gene Ontology annotation, biological process: oligosaccharide catabolic process; ganglioside catabolic process. The annotation marks the transcript as partial. Gene Ontology annotation, cellular component: cytoplasm; membrane; intracellular membrane-bounded organelle. The transcript has a single exon. Gene Ontology annotation, molecular function: exo-alpha-sialidase activity. The record is from RefSeq and is a predicted model, not a curated record. NCBI's taxonomy places the organism in Eukaryota, Euglenozoa, Kinetoplastea, Trypanosomatida, Trypanosomatidae.
AUGCGCCAGUUCCUCGGAGGUGUGGGGACUGCCAUUACGACGACAGAAGGUAUUCUUGUUUACCCCAUACAAGUUAUGAACAAGAAGAGAAAGGUUGUCUCUUUAAUCAUGUAUUCUGCUGAUGAUGGCAAAACAUGGAGGUUUGCAAACGGGAUGACGGAUCCCGGGUGUACUGAGCCCGUUGUCCUUGAGUGGGAAGGGAAGCUCAUCAUGAACACUCGCGUUGACGUCGGCUAUCGCAAGGUGUACGAGUCCACAGACAUGGGGGAGACAUGGAGGGAGGUUGUCGGGACACUCUCCCGGGUGUGGGGCAACUCACCAACACGGGAAGGACCCGGCAGCCAGAGCAGCUUCAUCCCCGUAACGAUUGGAGGUAAGCGUGUGAUGUUGUUUACACAUCCAUUGAAUUUCAAGGGGAGGUGGGAGCGCGACCGACUCCACCUGUGGCUGACGGACAACAAUCGCAUAUUUGAUGUUGGUCAGAUUUCCGUUGGGAGUGAGAAUGCCGCUUACAGUUCACUGCUCUACAAGGAUGACAAGUUGUAUUGUUUGCACGAAACUAAUCUUCAAGAGAAGUAUAGUCUUGUCUUUGUGCGCCUGAUUGAUGAACUAAAUCUGAUCAAGUCAGUGGUGGCGUCUUGGGUGGCGCAGGAUAACUACUUCUCGCACAUUUGUACUCCCACGGAUCCUCAGUCUCCACCCCGUGAGAAUGGAUGUGGCGCUCCUUUCCCAACCGCCGGACUUGUUGGGUUCUUGUCAGAGAGUGUUGAAGAGGGCGUCUGGCACGAUGUCUACCACUGCAUGGGGGCCAACGUGAUCAAUGCAGAGAAGGUUCCUGGUGGUUUUAAGUUCAAGGGAGGUGGAGGCGGUGCGCAGUGGCCAGUGGGUAGGCAGGGCCAGAACCAGCUUUACCAUUUCGCAAACUACAUGUUCACCCUGGUGGCGACGGUGUCAGUUAAUGAACUUCCGGCAGACGACAGCGCGACGCCGCUGUUGGGUGUGAGUCUGGACGACUCUGGGGAGCACAAGCUUCUCGGGCUUUCGUACGGGAGCAACAAGCGGUGGAUACCAAUAUAUGGUAAGCGUCAUGUAUCGUCUACGCAGCUGUUGGUGCCGAAUAAAACGUACCAGGUGGUUCUCACGUACCAGGACGGGGUGGGCUCUGUCUAUGUUGACGGUGAGCCUUUGGAGGAAUCGGGGAAGAAGCUUCCGGGUAUAUCAAAAGAAGGGAUUAAGGUUUCGCACUUCUAUAUUGGCGGGUAUGGGAGCCGGAGAAUGAGGUCCGACAGUCACGUGACGGUGACUAAUGUUCUUCUUUACAACCGUCAGUUGAACCAGAACGAGGUGAAGACAGUCUUCUUGAACAGAAAC